Molecule: messenger RNA, 3161 nt
Organism: Ailuropoda melanoleuca (giant panda)
Lineage: Eukaryota; Metazoa; Chordata; Mammalia; Carnivora; Ursidae
Gene: PLOD1
Product: procollagen-lysine,2-oxoglutarate 5-dioxygenase 1
Exons: 19
Coding region: 263-2446 (727 amino acids)
Biological process (GO): peptidyl-lysine hydroxylation
Cellular component (GO): endoplasmic reticulum
Molecular function (GO): procollagen-lysine 5-dioxygenase activity; iron ion binding; L-ascorbic acid binding
Source: RefSeq, a predicted model, not a curated record
GGAGGGCGGGCCGGCAGAAGGACCCGGGAGCCGCCCCGGCUCGGAGAGGCCCGGGUUCGGGCGAGUCUGCAGGAAAACCCUUCCCCCGGGCGCGCCGAGGCGGCCGCGGCAGCGGCGGCGGCGGCGGGGAGGUAGCAAAGGGCGGUGCGACACCGCCCCCGGGGCGGGCCCCGUGCGUGGCAGCCGGACCGCCAGCCCCGUCGCGAAGUUUCCAGCCUGCGAGCGCCGCCGGGCCGGCCGGACGUCUCCCCAGACCCCGGCCAUGCGGCCGCUGCUGCUCCUGGCCCCGCUGGGCUGGCUGCUCCUGGCCGAAGCGAAGGGCGACGCCAAGCCCGAGGACAACCUAUUAGUCCUCACAGUGGCCACGAGGGAGACUGAGGGGUUCCGGCGCUUCAAGCGUUCAGGCCAGUUCUUCAACUACAAGAUCCAGGCACUGGGCCUGGGGGAGGACUGGAGUGGGGAGAAAGGGUCAUCGGCUGGCGGAGGGCUGAAGGUUCGGCUCCUGAAGAAAGCUCUGGAGAAGCAUGCGGACAAGGAGAACCUGGUCAUUCUCUUCAUAGACAGCUAUGACGUGCUGUUUGCGUCGGGGCCUCGAGAGCUCCUGAAGAAGUUCCGACAGGCCAAGAGUCAAGUGGUCUUCUCGGCUGAGGAGCUCAUCUACCCAGACCGCAGGCUGGAGGCCAAGUACCCAGCCGUGUCCGACGGCAAGAGGUUCCUGGGCUCUGGAGGCUUCAUCGGUUAUGCCCCCAACCUCAGCAAACUGGUGGCCGAGUGGGAAGGCCAGGACAGCGACAGUGACCAGCUCUUUUACACCAAGAUCUUCUUGGAUCCAGAGAAGAGGGAGCAGAUCAACAUCACCCUGGACCACCGCUGCCGUAUCUUCCAGAACCUGGAUGGAGCCUUGGAUGAGGUUGUGCUCAAGUUUGAGAUGGGCCACGUGAGAGCGAGGAACCUUGCCUACGACACCCUCCCAGUCCUGAUUCAUGGCAAUGGGCCCACCAAGCUGCAGCUGAACUACCUGGGCAACUAUAUCCCGCGCUUCUGGACCUUCGAGACGGGCUGCGCUGUGUGUGACGAGGGCCUGCGUAGCCUCAGGGGCAUUGGGGAUGAAGCUCUGCCCACAGUCCUGGUGGGCGUGUUCAUCGAACAGCCCACACCGUUCCUAUCCCUGUUCUUCCAACGGCUCCUCCGCCUCCGCUACCCCCGGAAGCAGAUGCGGCUUUUCAUUCACAACCACGAGCAGCACCACAAGGCUCAGGUGGAGCAGUUCCUGGCAGAGCAUGGCGGCGAGUACCAGUCCGUGAAACUGGUGGGCCCCGAGGUUCGGGUGGCCAACGCUGACGCCAGGAACAUGGGCGCGGACCUGUGCCGGCAGGACCGUAGCUGUACCUACUACUUCAGUGUGGACGCCGACGUGGCCCUGACUGAGCCGAAAACCCUGCGCCUACUGAUCGAGCAGAACAAGAACGUCAUUGCCCCAUUGAUGACCCGCCAUGGGAGGCUGUGGUCGAACUUCUGGGGUGCGCUGAGUGCGGAUGGCUACUAUGCCCGUUCUGAGGACUACGUGGACAUUGUGCAGGGCCGGCGCGUGGGCGUCUGGAAUGUGCCCUACAUCUCGAACGUCUACCUGAUCAAGGGCAGCGCCCUGCGGGGUGAGCUGCAGCAGACAGACCUGUUCCACCACAGCAAGCUGGACCCUGACAUGGCCUUCUGUGCCAAUAUCCGGCAGCAGGACGUGUUCAUGUUCCUGACCAACCGGCACACCUUUGGCCACCUGCUCUCCCUGGACAACUACCAGACCAGCCACCUCCACAACGACCUCUGGGAGGUGUUCAGCAACCCCGAGGACUGGAAGGAGAAGUACAUCCACGAGAACUACACCAAGGCCCUGGCGGGGAAGCUGGUAGAGAUGCCUUGCCCAGAUGUCUACUGGUUCCCCAUCUUCACGGAGGCGGCUUGUGACGAGCUGGUGGAAGAGAUGGAGCAUUAUGGCCGGUGGUCUCUGGGAAAUAACAAGGACAACCGCAUCCAGGGCGGCUACGAAAACGUGCCGACCAUUGACAUCCACAUGAACCAGAUCAGCUUUGAACGGGAGUGGCACAAGUUCCUGGUGGAGUACAUCGCCCCCAUGACGGAGAAGCUCUACCCCGGCUACUACACCAGGGCCCAGUUUGACCUGGCCUUUGUUGUCCGCUACAAGCCGGAUGAGCAGCCCUCACUCAUGCCGCACCACGAUGCCUCCACCUUCACCAUCAACAUCGCCCUGAACCGGGUUGGCGUGGAUUACGAGGGCGGGGGCUGUCGCUUCCUGCGCUACAACUGCUCCAUCCGAGCCCCACGGAAGGGCUGGACCCUCAUGCACCCCGGGCGACUCACGCACUACCACGAGGGGCUCCCCACCACCAGGGGCACCCGCUACAUCGCCGUGUCCUUCGUCGAUCCCUAAUCGGCCAGGCCGGGCCACCUCGGACCUCUUCCUCUUUGCCAACAACCACUGCCCAGCAGCCCUCUGGGGCCUCGGGGUCCCAGCCUCCAGGCUGUUGACCUCCACUGCUCUUGGAGCCACCGUCGGAGAGCUUCGGCCACGAGCCAGAGGCGGAGCACACCUCCUUGGCUGGGGCUCUCCUGGUGCUCUGGACCCAGCCCAGGGAGACACUGUUCGUGUUCAUUGCUUUGUAGCAACUUGUUCUUUCCCACCCGGCUUCCUGAAAAUCCCAGUCUCUUCCUCUGCUUCUUCCGUGGGUGGGCCUUGAGCAGAACAGGGGCUUAGCCAGCUGCCCAGAGAGGUCCCAGGGGCGGAAAGGCAGCCCCGGAGCUUCUCCCAGGCCGAGCUGCAGCCCCAGGACCUCUGCUCCAGGCUGCGGGGCAGACACAGAGACCUGGAUCAGAUUCAAGCCCCCUCCCCGUCCCCAGAGACCGCUGAAGCCCCUUCCUCCAUGGCUUCUGUCAUGGGAGCAGAACGUUGUUCCCCGGAGAUGAUGACUCAGAAAAUCUCCUGGGAGACGGGAGAGGUAGCGAUGUUACAGCUUCAUCCUCUGUGUGGGGGGGAGGGAAUGAGACGCCCAUACACUGCAGUGCGUCACCCUGUCCUGGAUGCCUCCGGAGAGAGGGACGGACGGUCAGAAACAGGAGAGUUUCUAUUAAAGGUCAUUCAAACCACA